Molecule: messenger RNA, 3062 nt
Organism: Laccaria bicolor S238N-H82
Lineage: Eukaryota; Fungi; Basidiomycota; Agaricomycetes; Agaricales; Hydnangiaceae
Exons: 15
Coding region: 1-2949 (982 amino acids)
Biological process (GO): mRNA splicing, via spliceosome
Cellular component (GO): U4/U6 x U5 tri-snRNP complex; cytosol; U2-type catalytic step 2 spliceosome
Molecular function (GO): GTP binding; translation elongation factor activity; U5 snRNA binding
Source: RefSeq, a predicted model, not a curated record
AUGGCUUCAUUCGAAGACUACGACGAGUUUGGCAACUAUAUUGGCGCAGACUUGGACUCUGACGAGGAGGAGGAAAUCCAACAAGAGGAGUUUUUACAGCAGCCAGCUGCCCCUACUGCCCCUCUAGAAGGCUACGAUGAUGUUGCAAUGGAGGAAGCGAACGAUAUGGCGCUUAUGGAAGUUGAUGAACCUUCACACAACGCUGUGAUUCUUCACGAGGAUAAACAGUACUAUCCUUCAGCAGAGGAGAUUUAUGGCCCGGGGGUGGAGACCCUUGUCCAGGAAGAGGACGCCCAACCGUUAACCGAGCCUAUCAUCGCCCCAAUAAAAGUGCGCAAAUGGACGGUGGAGGAGAAAGAUAUGCCAGAGACGCGGUUUGACAAAGGGUUUUUGUUGAACAUGACAGCGUUUCCCGAAAUGAUUCGAAAUGUCGCAGUAGUGGGCCAUCUCCAUCAUGGGAAAACAGCGCUUUUGGAUAUGCUUGUCUUCGAAACCCAUAAACUCAUUUGGGACGCGGAUGCCCCAACACGCUACACCGACACUCACAUCCUAUCUCGAGAACGCGCGAUAUCCAUAAAAUCCUCUCCUAUGUCCCUUAUCCUUUCCACUACCUCUGGAAAAUCACAUCUGGUGCACCUCAUCGACACACCUGGGCAUGUUAAUUUCGUUGAUGAAGUUGCUUGCGCCAUCCGUCUGGUAGACGGCAUUCUAUUAGUUGUUGAUGUUGUAGAGGGGCUUAUGGUCGGCACAGAAUCUGUACUCAGACAUGCUUUACAAGAGGGCGUGAAAAUCACUUUGGUCGUCAAUAAAAUUGACAGGCUUAUUCUUGAGUUGCGAAUCAAGCCCGCCGACGCGUACUACAAAAUCAAACACACCAUCGAGGAGAUAAACACUUUCAUAAGUGCAAUUGAUCCCGAUCCAGCAUUGAGGUUGAGUCCGGAAAACGGGAACGUUGCUUUCGCCAGUACUGACAUGAAUUGGUGUUUCACGCUCCGAUCCUUUGCGCAGAUGUACGCAGAUACUUACGGUUCUUUGGAUGUCGGCUCAUUCGCUGAUCGGUUAUGGGGAGAUAUCUAUUUUGUUGAAGACACACGCAAAUUUACCCGAAAACCAUCCGAUCCGGAACAUAGCAGAACAUUCGUCCACUUCAUUUUGGAUCCACUUUAUAAACUUUACAGCCAUGUACUCAGCGAAGAGACGGAGGACCUCAAGGAUACAUUGAAGGGUCUUGGUAUUCAACUCAAACCUGUCAUGUUCAAGAUGGAUGUCCGUCCUCUAUUGAAGGCCGUUCUGGACCAAUUUUUUGGCCCUGCGACGGGCCUUGUUGAUGUAAUUGUUGAAAACAUUCCUUCACCAGUCGAGGGUGCUUUGGACAAGGUGGAAGCGACCUACCUAGGCCCACAAACAUCUGACGUGGCUGCUUCAAUGAAAGCUUGCGAUGCAGAUGGUCCUGUUAUGGUACAUGUCGCUAAACUUUAUCACACCACGGACGCACAAUCGUUCAGAGCUUUCGGGCGAGUGAUGAGCGGCACUCUUCGCAAAGGGACGCCAAUCAAGGUCCUUGGAGAAGGUUACUCACCAGAAGACGAAGAGGAUAUGAUGACCGCAACCGUCGAAAAUCUUUGGAUCAGCGAAUCUCGCUAUUUCAUUCCAGCAGAUGAAAUCCCGGCGGGGAAUCUUGUCCUUAUUGGUGGUGUGGAUGCCUCUAUCUCCAAAACAGCGACUCUCGCAGGAGUCGGCAUUGAAGAAGAUCUGCACAUUUUCCGACCUAUCAAGCAUAUGACACAAUCCGUUCUCAAAAUCGCCAUUGAGCCCAUUGCUCCUUCGGAACUUCCGAAAAUGCUUGCCGGAUUGCGGAGCAUUAACAAAUCAUAUCCGCUUGUAUCCACGAAGGUCGAGGAAAGCGGAGAGCAUGUUGUGAUCGGUACUGGAGAGCUGUACCUGGACUGUGUGAUGCAUGAUUUGCGCAAGCUAUUCUCCGAGAUCGAGAUCAAGGUAUCUGAUCCGGUGACUAAAUUCUGCGAGACCGUACUGGAGACCAGUGCUCUGAAAUGUUAUGCAGACACACCGAACAAGAAAAAUAAAAUUACGAUGAUUGCAGAGCCGUUGGAGCGCGGCAUUGCUGAAGAUCUCGAACGUGGACGCGUCAACAUGAGGAUGACGGCGAAGGAGAGGGGAAAAUUCUUCGAGGAGAAGUAUCAGUGGGACUUACUUGCGUCACGGUCGAUAUGGGCCUUUGGUCCCGAUGAAAAUGGGCCUAAUAUUCUCUUGGAUGACACGCUGCCGUCUCAAAUCGACAAGAAGCUGCUGGGAACCGUUAAAGAACACAUUAAGCAAGGAUUCCAGUGGGGUGCACGAGAAGGUCCCUUAUGCGACGAACCAAUGCGAAAUGUCAAGUUCCGGCUCUUAGAUGCAAGCCUAGCCCAAGAACCAAUCUUCCGCGGAGGCGGACAGAUUGUGCCCACUGCCCGUCGUGUUUGCUAUUCUUCAUUCCUAAUGGCGACGCCAAGACUAAUGGAACCAGUCUACUAUGUUGAAGUCCAGGCACCUGCUGACUGUAUAUCGGCGGUAUACACGGUUCUGGCACGCCGUCGUGGACAUGUCACUCAAGAUAUCCCCAAAGCUGGAUCGCCGCUAUACACCGUCAAAGCCCUCAUCCCAGUAAUAGAUGCCAAUGGGUUCGAAACUGACCUCCGAACAGCAACGCAAGGACAAGCCUUUUGUCUGCAAGUGUUUGACCACUGGUCAAUUGUGCCAGGUGAUCCCACGGACACGAGUAUCAAACUUCGACCUCUGGAACCUGCUUCGGGACAAGCGCUAGCGAGAGACCUCGUGCUGAAGACACGUAGACGGAAAGGUUUGGGCGACCAGAUUGCCGUGUCAAAAUAUCUCGACGAUGAGUUUGUGUUGGCCCUGUCUGCUUCUGGUCAUGCUGAUCUGCUAGGUUAGAGUGUCGGCUUGUGUCGGCUUGAGUUGUCUCGAAAGAUGGUGGAUCUUGAUUGAUUUUCUGUUGCUAACUACGUACAACAAAAAUACCAUGCCAUUCUUUACUUUACUGACUC